UUUGAGGCCAGUUAAGCCCAGUCCGCUCGCUAUAUCGCAGUGGGGACGCCGUGUCUCCCGCUAUUUUAUUGCCACAGAUUAAUAAAUCUCCAUCUAUAUUGUACAUAAUAUUCCCGCGAAAAAGGUAUUUCUAACCUAUGAUGCGCUUAAUAUUAUUAGGCGCUCUGGCGCUCGCCACCCUGGCCUAUAGUCAGGAGACUUGCCACUCAACAGACGAGGAUCCCUACUUGCUCUUUGGGACCAAGACUGCGUAUACAUUCUCGAAUCAGGGCAUCCCCCUCAACAGAGCGCAUGAUGUACCUGGUUGUCAGCCCAUUGCGAUUUGGUUGCUGAACCGUCAUGGCUCCCACAACCCGGAGGCGGAUGAAAUCGCCGGCCUUCAGAAGCUUAGUGAUUUAAAAAGCAACAUCAUCUCUAAUUAUAGAAAAGGCAACUUUAGAGAUACAAAUAUUCGCAUGUGCCCGUCAGACGUUAACCUGCUCGAGAGGUGGGAAUGGAACCCUCGUCAGAAUAUGACCUUCGCCGGAGAUCUCACCAGCGACGGCUACAUUUCAACGCAACAACUGGCGCAGGCUUGGAAGCAAAAGUUCCCUGGAUUGUUAACCGACAAUCUUCAUGAUUAUGUAUUCAAAUAUGUAAACGAUCAGCGCUCGAGCACAACGUUCCGUGCUUUCACUGAAGGGUUAUUCAGAGCCCGAGAAGACACAUACGACAUUACAAAGGAAAACGACGAGAAACUGCUUCGCCCGGAAAAAUUCUGCUCCUCGUGGAUUAGUAACGUUGAAGAAAAUAACGAUACUUUGACACAGUUACGCAUCUUUGAAUCCAAACAAGAAUACAAAGAGAUGAUAAGCAACAUCUCGUUACGGAUGGGUUUCAAUUACGAUAUCCAGAAGGAAAUAAUGAAACAGAUGUAUCAGAUGUGUCGCUACAACAAGGCGUGGGAUGUCUCGCAGAUCUCACCCUGGUGUGCCGCAUUUUCCAAGGACGAUCUUAAGCGCCUAGAAUACGCAGAAGACUUGGAAACCUAUUACAAAUACGGCUACGGAACUCCGAUGAAUCAGCAACUGGGAUGUACUGGCAUCAAGGAUAUGAUGGACUUCUUCAAAAUACACGUGGAGCGAAACACGCCGCAGCAGCCGCGCGCGAGCGUGCAGCUGGCGGACGCGGCGGCGCUGCUGCGCGCGCUGGUGGGCGCGGGCGCGCGCCGCGACGCCGCGCCGCUCACGGGCGACAACUACCGGCGGGCGGGCGCGCGGGCGCGCAGGUGGGCCACCUCCAGCAUGGUGCCGUUCAACGCUAAUUUCGCUGCCGUUCUUUACAAAUGCACACCGAACAGCAAUUUACAAAUCGACGACCAGUAUCAAGUGCUGUUCAUGGAAAACGAGAGACCGUUAAAUUUGGAAGAGUGUAGAGUCGGCCUUUGCAAUUACACUUUCGUCAAAAACCGUUUCGGCGUCAUCGCUGAUAACUGCAAUCUGGAGUUCUGCAACUCGGCAACCAAAGCGAAUAGUAUUGUUGCAUUAAGUUUAGUUUUUGUAUUUAUAGCUAAAUUACUUUGAAAUAAUUUCGUAAGUUCUUAGAGUUUCAGCUAUGAGUUUAAUUUUAAGUAUCUAAUAAAUCAUCAAAUCCUUGUAAAAUAAAAUAGAUACAAAAAUAAAAUGAAUAUAAUAUACGUAUAUUGUAUAUUAUAUUGAAAUAGUAAUAUUUCUUUGCAGUAUCUAGUUUCUUCAUUGAGAACUACUGUAAAAUAAGUGCAAUGUUGUCAUACACUUCUAGUGAUACAAACGUGUAUUUCAUGAUACGCUUAUUUUAAUAUUUACUCCGUUGUUUUUAUAUUGAGAUCCUAAGAUUACACUUUGCGGAACUCCCAAAAAAUAAUUGCUAUUACCGAAUUAUUUAAAUCAAAAAAUUUAAAAUCUUCAUUAAAUCUUUUGUUGUUUCAUUAAAUGUUUUAAAGGUAAGAUAAAUAAUUCUAUUAUAACUUGCAUAAAGCUUCAUAUUCGUAUAUUGUAUAUUUUAUUGUUAUUUAUUUAAAUAGUCAUUACGUUUCUAUAUUAAUGUAAUAAAGUUUCUUGUUGUGAUUAAAAUAUAUCAAUGUUAUAAUUUGCCUGUUAUAUCAUUAACCUGUAAUAAGUACAGUUUCAAUUUUACUUGCGAGAUGUAAAUAACACAAACGCACAUUUAUAAAUUUUUGGUGUUUUUAGACAGUUAUUAUAGAACAAUGUAUCAAUAAAUUUUGUAAAAGUUAAUUACAGAAACUUAUAAACCAUAACAUAGUCUUACUCAACGUUAUGCUUUAAAUUUCACAGCAUUGAAGAAAAUAAAAAUUGUAGUUGUUGAAUUAGCACCAAAUCGUUUUAUGAAUAAAUUGAGUUAACGCUA
Nymphalis io (European peacock) is the source of this 2385-nucleotide messenger RNA. Its product is annotated as multiple inositol polyphosphate phosphatase 1-like. The coding region runs from base 138 to 1562 and encodes 474 amino acids. The transcript has 10 exons. NCBI's taxonomy places the organism in Eukaryota, Metazoa, Arthropoda, Insecta, Lepidoptera, Nymphalidae. Gene Ontology annotation, molecular function: inositol phosphate phosphatase activity; acid phosphatase activity. The record is from RefSeq and is a predicted model, not a curated record.